This is a messenger RNA of Lytechinus pictus (painted urchin), 5961 nucleotides long. RefSeq names its product phosphatidate phosphatase LPIN2-like. Gene Ontology annotation, molecular function: transcription coactivator activity; phosphatidate phosphatase activity. Bases 554 to 3454 code for a protein of 966 amino acids. The transcript has 17 exons. The record is from RefSeq and is a predicted model, not a curated record. Gene Ontology annotation, cellular component: nucleus. NCBI's taxonomy places the organism in Eukaryota, Metazoa, Echinodermata, Echinoidea, Temnopleuroida, Toxopneustidae. Gene Ontology annotation, biological process: cellular response to insulin stimulus; triglyceride biosynthetic process; positive regulation of transcription by RNA polymerase II.
AAGAUCAGCUGAUUGUGUGGUGUCAUACUAGUAUGUAUGCAUUGAACUUGUUGGGCAUUACAGCUUGGCUGUGUGUAAUGAGCAGGAACGAUACAACUUGUUUUGUACUAACUCGAUUAACCAAUGCUAUCUAUCUUGCAGAACUUAGUCCUUUGAUAAAUUUGCUGUUUUACAAAUAUUAUAUUCGAAGUAGAAUCUGCCUGGAUGUGAAAGUGGAACAUAUUCUUUGAACAUGGUUCUGCCUCUUGGUCUUCUAGAGUUAGAAAGCUAGAUCUAACAGUUAGAUGAGUUUGGAAUUGGUUUGAAGCUGGGCUGUUCGUGCUCUUGCAGUUGCACUUGAUGUUGAAAUACAUAUAGGGCCUAGAUCUGAUCGGAUUUGUGAGAAAUACAUAGCAUACCUCUACAGCUUACAAGGAGAUCCAGUGUAAAUUCAGAUCUAUAGCUCUCGGCCUUGAUCAAUAUUUUUGUCGGGAAGUCAACUCGAGAUUAUUCUUAAUGUGCCAUUGACAACUAGUAGGAUGAGAGGACUGUAGCCAGCUGCAAAUCGGCCAGCAUGAAUUACGUGGGUCGCCUGAUAUCGGGGGUGAAAACCUUCUACAGCGAGAUCAACCCCGCUACGCUGACUGGUGCCAUCGAUGUCAUCGUGGUGAAGCAACCCGAUGGCUCCCUUGUCUGUUCUCCAUUCCACGUCCGCUUCGGCAAGAUGGGCGUCCUUCGGAGCAGAGAGAAAAUCGUUGAUAUUCAAAUCAACGGGGAGCCUGUGGAUCUUUACAUGAAGCUCGGAGAAAGUGGUGAAGCUUUCUUUGUGGAAGAAAUGGAGGAAGAGGACACUGUCCCUGAGCACCUUGCAACCUCCCCUAUCCCCUCCUCAGAGAACCUCUUUGAAGAGGGUAUGAAAGAGCUUCACAUCCAGAGACCAUCCCGCCACUCACGCUCCGAGACAGAGAGCAGUCGUGAUUCAGAGCCGACCAUUAAGACCAUGAGCUCAGCCAGUCUGCGGGGAAGCAGUUCCCAGCCUCUUGGUAAAGAGGUGGACAUGCACUCAGUGGGAGAAAAACUUGCUGAUAUCAGCCUCGAAGCCUCAGGGCCAGGUAUAAAAGCCAAAGAGAAGAAGCUGACAAAGACAAAGAACUCCUUGAAGACCCUUCAGGAUGUGGAAGCAGGUUCGAGCCAGGAGGAGGACGUGUCGUCCAAAGUUGAACAAAGACUCGGUGCAGGGUCAAGCCCUCACACGACGGAGAGCAUUGCAAUAGAAACUGAAUCCAAAGCGAACAACUCAAGGAGCAGGAUUCGUGCCAAAAGGCGGCGGAGGAAAAGCGGGAAGGGCGGCAAGAGCGAGAAGACUCCGCCGCAAAACAGUAACGUCAGGAGAGUAGCUACAAUGUCAGAAUCCAGCACGUCAUCUUCGCAGCAUUCCGAUGAAGAGUUGGAAGGCAUCUUUCCCAUCGAUGACGUCGAGGGCGAUGAAAAAGACGACCAUCAGGUAGAUCGUCCAGUCAGCUUGGUGGCCGAUGAAUUUGUGUCUCGCGAGGAUUGGAACAAUCUCACUACCCCAACACAAAGACCUUUCCAUGUCUUCUCUGACGGAGACUACACACCAAUCGUCAGCCCCCAGGCCACCCGUCCAUCCACACCAAAGAGCGACACAGAAGCCGAUCAUCUACGGCAGUCAAACCUGAGGCAAGCCAACAAGGCAGCCGGAGUGGACAAGUUUGAGUGGAACUGGGGAGAACUGCCAGAGCAACCAUCGGAUAACAAGAGCACCCAGCCCUCCACCACCCCCUCCUCCACCUCUCAGGGCAAGGGGGAGGAGAAGAAAGCCUCCAUCUGGAGCAAGAUCUUCAGCAGCAAGAACGAGGAUCCACGAGAGGGCGGAAUGUAUCUCCAGGAUCUGGCCUCGGAAGAGGUCGACCCUGAGGUCUAUGCACUCUACUUUCCAGAAAGCUCCCAGGUCCCAGGAAACCGCAUCAGGGCCAUCCAGGAAGUCAAAGACGAGGACAAGUCGUCCGACCUUGGCAACUCACUACCUCAGUCGCCGAACACUGUCGGGGUUAGCGACUCGGAAUCACACCACAGUACUACAGACUCUCAUCACAGUGCAUCGGACCUUCACCAUGGCAUGGAGUCCAGCCAAGGCUGCGCUGAUACAAUGGAGUACCUUCGAGGGAUGGAACUCUCGCUUUGUGGAGGACUCAAAGAAGAUGAAGAUACCAUAGAAUUGGAUCAUUUUAAGAAGCACCUGAUAAGCUAUGAGGAAUUCAUAAAGGAGCCAAACAUGUUGGCCAAUCCUAAGCUGGUGAUCAGAAUCAAUAAUAAGUUCUUUAACUGGCAGAUGGCUGGACCUAUUAUAAUCUCACAGCUUGCCUUCCAGAAACCUCUACCAGUCGAUGUUGCUAGUAACCUGAUGAAAGAGAACCUUCCCAAAGGAAGGAAAAGUAUAACCUCUUGGUUCUGGGGAAGCUCACCCAAGCCAUCUACACCAAAGAAGGAGCUUGCUACAGACUCAUUUCAGGAUGAUCUCUUGAUUCAACAAGAAGAAUAUGAAAGUACUAUGCAGAGGAAGGACUCCAUAGAAUCUGGUCCAAACUCUGCAGACGAAAUGGAGAUGGCCGGAGAGAAAUCGCAGAGGAUGAGAAGAGGAACAGAGAGAUAUAAGAAAGCCAUCAGACUGUCAUCUGAACAACUGGCUAAAUUGAAUCUCCAGCCGGGAGCUAAUGAGAUCCGAUAUUCAGUGACAACUCGUUACCAGGGUACAUGUGUGUGUGAAUGUACCAUCUACUACUGGAACUACAACACCAAAAUCAUCAUCUCAGAUAUCGAUGGUACUAUUACAAAGUCGGAUGUCUUCGGUCAGAUCUUGCCCGUGCUAGGUAAGGACUGGACGCACAUCGGCGUUGCACAGCUCUACUCCAACAUCAAGCUCAAUGGCUACAGCUUCCUCUAUCUGUCGUCCAGGGCCAUCGGUCAAGCCAGGCUGACCAAGGGCUAUCUUAACAGUAUUCAGCAGGACAAAGCUUCAUUACCCGAUGGCCCUCUUUUGCUGAACCCCAGUUCUCUCUUCCAAGCAUUCCAUAGUGAGGUGAUAAUCAGAAAACCAGAGGAAUUCAAGAUCAAGUGUCUGAAAGACAUUGAAUCUCUCUUCCCAUCUGGCGGCAAGCCGUUCUAUGCUGGCUAUGGCAACAGAAUCAACGAUACGUGGGCAUAUCGAGCUGUUGGUAUCCCCGUCUCUCGUAUCUUUACCAUCAACCCCCAGGGGAAGGUCACCCAUGAAAUGACAAAGACAUUCCAAUCAUCGUAUCCAAGAAUGAAAGACUUGGUGGACCAUGUGUUUCCGCUUCUUCACCGGCAGACCAGAAUGGCCUUUGAUGCUCCUGCGGAGUACAGUGGAUUCACCUACUGGCGGAACCCUCUGCCUAAUAUUGCCCCCGAUGAUGAACUCCUCAAGUUGCCAUGAAGUACCAUGUAUUUUUUACUUCUCCAAUUGCAGACCAGAAUGGCCUUUGAUGCGAUCAGCUUUAUGUGCAGACUUGCAGUCAAUCCCCGUGUUUCCAACCGAAUUGUCCAGUUUUUGAAGUUUUUAUUUCCCUACAUAACUGAACAUUCAGAUUUGGGUGUCAAUUUCUGUAUUCAGGUUGAGCAAACACACUCAGGUACAGUAAUUCUUGAGGGUGAUUUUUUGUCUCAAGGUAUGCAAGUCCAAAAAUGCAAAAGCUCGCUACCAUGGGCCCAUGAGGGACAACUCCCCCACUCCCUCCCUCCUCCCCCCUCCGUCAAUUUACUCCCUUGCAAUAAUUUGUUCUGUUUUCUGCAUUUCAAAUGUUGGCAAAUCUGCAACUGUGGGGUACUAAUAAAGUCAUAUAUAGUGUUAACCAUGCAGGAAACACAUGGUCAAGAUGAUUAGUAGUAGUUGAAAGCGAUUUUUAACAAGCUUUGUGAAAUAAGGCCUUGAUAGAGGGAACCCAUUGAAUGUAAAGAUAUCAACCGAGUGCUGCUAUGUCUGACAUUGCCUGCGUAUCGCACGUCUUUCAGGUACAUCAUAGUAGCUUCUGUAUUCAAUGUGUGGUCGUUGCUUUCACUGUAUGAUGGAGUUGUGUAAAUAUGGAACGUGUGUUGCCAAAUUCUCAGGAUAAAUAUUGAGAUUAUAUGAUAACUCAUAUAUCGAAAAGGCAUAUGAAAUAGUGAGCCUGUUGGUAGAGUAUCACAGUCACAGUCUGUAAGCAGUGCGAGGUAUCUACCCGAUUAUGCAAUUUAUAAGCAUCCACUUUUGAUAGAAAAUCAUGUAUGAUCGUACAUGGGUCCAAAUGUUAUGCAGAAUUUGGAUGCGUAUGAAAGUGAAAGUUGUUUCUUUUCAGAUAAUUUGCUGCAAUUGUUGAGAAACAGAUAUUUUGCUGCAAUUGUUGAGCUGAUCUAGUCUUUUUGUCAAAAGUGGGCAUUAUAGUACUAUUAAUUUUGCAAAAAUCUUGUGUAUUAUUUUAUACAAUAGUGAUAUAAUGUGUUGCAUCUUAUGUGCUUGCAUAUAAUGUUAUAUUUUGAGCUUCCAUAAAAAAAGUAUAUAUUAGAGCUAUUUAAAGUAACAUACGGCUCACUUUUAUUGUCUCACCCGGUGAAGGCGAGACUUGGGGAUCCAAAUGUCGUUUGCACAUUAUGACACACAACUCCGCAACCGUAAGUCACUUUUCACCCAAAUUUGGGUUGUAGUUGUACUGAGAUGACCUGCAUGUCAUCGGGCGAUCAGAGGUCACAUGGUAAGGCCAACAUUGAGGACUGUUAGUCCAUCCCAGUCCCAGUCAUUUCACAAUGCUGUUGUGUGUCCUUGCAAAACGUGGCGACAUAUAUUUCCCCUGAUGAAAACUUAAUUUUUUAAGCUGCUAGCAUAUGACAUUUUAAAUUCUUUAACCCUAUCGAGGCUGGGGUAUUUUGGGAGUUCAUAUGGCCCGGAGGGGGGGGGGGGCGGCGCUCCCAGUCCCCCCUUUACAUCUUGGCCGUUGACUGCGCGAUCGCACCGAAAAUUGGCACGCAGGUUGUCUGGGACAUAAUCUACAAAAUUGUAUAGUAAUUUAUUUCAUGCAAAUUGCUAUUAAGCAAUUAUGCUAAUUUAUGAGAAUUAGUAUGCGAAAUCAUACUUUUCCCCUCUAACUCCCCAAAUAAAGCUCCAAAUGUUCUAAUUUUUGGUAUAAAAACUCUUUGUGGUGUUCCUAGCAAAGUGUACGUGAAAAAAUUGCGAUAUCAAUUCCUUAUGUAUUUCUUUGUUUUUGGACCUUUUGUUUGGGACUCUUCUGAGAUCAUAAACAGCAUAAAAUGAAUACAUUUAGACCAGCAAAACUAAAAAUAAUCAUAUAUUUAUGAUUUUUGGUUGCAAUUUUUGGUCUGACAAGCACUCACAUAAUGUUGCGUAAUUUCGGAACCGCGUAUCUGGGCGACGCAAAACUGAUCUCAAAAGUUGCAAAAGACUUGAAAGUAAAAAGUCACCGAGCAACGAGGUCAAAAAAUUUCAUUCAGCGAAAAAUAUUGCUCGGAUCGUUGAACUUCCCUAUGGCCCGUAUUCUGAACUUGGGUUUAAAUUAAGCCCUGGUUUAAAGUGGUGGUUUAACUAUGGCACGAAUCCCCAACAGUAAACAUUCAAUUUAUUAACUCAUGACACCCAAAUUGUUCAUAAUUGUCUCGGAAUGAUAAUUGAAGUAUUUUUAUAUGUUAUGAAUGCAAAAUGAAACAAAAUAGUAAAAACAUAAGUAAUAUACAAUAUAAACAGAAUUUUUGAAUUGUUGACUUCCCAUAAUUUUAGUACCGAGUUAGACCAUGGUCUAAGCUAAACCCUACUUCAGAAUACAGGCCUAUCAGUUUAGACCAGGGUGUGAUCUAAAAGCCAGCUCUAUCUAUCAUGUAUGUAUAUAUGUGCAAUUGAUUGUAAUUUUAAAUAUUUUUAUUAGUAAAUGCACUCGUUGAAUGAAGAAAAACAAAAUU